CUUUACUACCAAUUUAGCUGUUAAAUCAAUUCGUAAGCAACAACUUGUUGAGGUGAGAACAAUGGCUAAUCCACCAUCCGUGGUGAAAUUGGCACUUGAAUCGAUAUGCUUGUUACUCGGCGAAAAUGCAACCGAUUGGAAAUCGAUUCGUGCCGUUAUUAUGAGAGAAAACUUUAUAAAUUCAAUUGUUUCUAACUUCGGUACUGAAAAUAUAACCGAUGAAGUACGUGAAAAGAUGAAGUCCAAAUAUUUGAGUAAUCCUGACUAUAACUUCGAAAAGGUGAACCGUGCAAGUAUGGCUUGCGGACCUAUGGUUAAAUGGGCUAUUGCACAA
Teleopsis dalmanni is the source of this 334-nucleotide messenger RNA. Its product is annotated as dynein heavy chain, cytoplasmic-like. Gene Ontology annotation, molecular function: dynein light intermediate chain binding; minus-end-directed microtubule motor activity; dynein intermediate chain binding. NCBI's taxonomy places the organism in Eukaryota, Metazoa, Arthropoda, Insecta, Diptera, Diopsidae. Gene Ontology annotation, biological process: establishment of spindle localization; cytoplasmic microtubule organization; mitotic cell cycle. Gene Ontology annotation, cellular component: cytoplasmic microtubule; cytoplasmic dynein complex; cell cortex. The record is from RefSeq and is a predicted model, not a curated record. The transcript is spliced from 2 exons. The annotation marks the transcript as partial.